Molecule: messenger RNA, 932 nt
Organism: Malania oleifera
Lineage: Eukaryota; Viridiplantae; Streptophyta; Magnoliopsida; Santalales; Ximeniaceae
Product: 17.3 kDa class II heat shock protein-like
Exons: 1
Coding region: 222-692 (156 amino acids)
Biological process (GO): response to hydrogen peroxide; protein complex oligomerization; response to heat
Source: RefSeq, a predicted model, not a curated record
CCUCCUGGAAAGUUCCCAAGUCCUCCAUCCCCCUCCUCCGUCCUCUUCCCUAUAAGAACACAUGCACCCCCUUCUCCUCUCCAUCCAUAUUCAAUCGCAUGAAAUCAAGCAAUUUCCUUUCUGAGAGAUCAUUCCCGAGAUUUCCCACAACCCAAUUUCAGUUCUCUGCACUAUCAUUUUCAAUUCCAACCCAGAGCAGAAGGAUUUGAAGAGUUACAAGUAUGGAUACGAGGAUUCUGGGCUUCGACUCGCCUCUGUUUUCCACUCUGCAGCACAUUUUGGAAGCCACCGACGACGCCGACAAGUCCUUCAACUCCCCCAGCCGGAAGUACGUCCGGGACGCGAAGGCGAUAGCGGCGACGCCGGCGGACGUGAAGGAGUACCCUAACUCGUACGUGUUCGUGGUGGACAUGCCGGGGCUGAAGAGCGGCGACAUCAAGGUGGAGGUGGAGGACGACAAUAUGCUGCUCGUAAGCGGCGAGAGGAAGCGGGAGGCAGAGGAGGACGGCGCCAAGUACGUGAGGAUGGAGCGCAGGGUGGGCAAGUUCAUGAGGAAGUUCUCCCUGCCGGAGAACGCCAACACUGAUAAGAUUUCGGCGGUGUUCCAGGACGGCGUGUUGACGGUGACGGUGGAGAAGUUGCCGCCGCCGGAGCCCAAGAAACCCAAGACCAUCGAGGUGAAGAUCGCAUGAGAUGGAGAUCAAUGAAAAUCUCAGAUUGUGGGUCCUUUUCGCAACUAUAGUCUAUGUUUCGUCUCUGUUACCCCUCUGUUUUCGUUCUGUUUCGUGAAUAUGGAUUGGGUGUGAUGUUUGAGUUUCUCUGAUGUAUUUGGGGUUUUGCUGAAUCGACCUGAAACGACCGAGGUGUAAAGUGUCUGUGUUCUUGAAAUCGUUGAAUAAAAUAUGUUCAGUGGAUACUGAAUUUUUAGAGAA